GGCAUAAACUAAGGCAUUAUGUCUCAGACAGUACAAACCAACGGAGCUCAGCCACUCAGCAAAACAUGGGAGCUAAGUUUGUAUGAACUGCAGAGAACGCCACAGGAAGCAAUUACAGAUGGGUUAGAAAUUGUAGUAUCACCCCGAAGCUUGCACAGCGAACUUAUGUGUCCAAUUUGCCUUGACAUGCUGAAGAACACAAUGACAACUAAAGAAUGUCUGCACAGGUUUUGUGCCGACUGCAUAAUAACGGCUCUUAGAAGUGGAAAUAAAGAAUGUCCAACAUGCCGUAAAAAAUUGGUCUCCAAAAGAUCGUUGCGCCCAGAUCCAAACUUUGAUGCCCUUAUCAGUAAGAUCUACCCAAGCCGAGAUGAAUAUGAAGCUCACCAGGAAAGAGUACUGGCCAGGAUCAGCAAACAUAACAAUCAACAAGCACUGAGUCACAGUAUUGAAGAAGGUCUUAAGAUACAAGCAAUGAACAGGUAA
Messenger RNA from Nanorana parkeri, 486 nucleotides. RefSeq names its product E3 ubiquitin-protein ligase RING2. NCBI's taxonomy places the organism in Eukaryota, Metazoa, Chordata, Amphibia, Anura, Dicroglossidae. The transcript is spliced from 4 exons. Gene Ontology annotation, cellular component: ubiquitin ligase complex; PcG protein complex. The record is from RefSeq and is a predicted model, not a curated record. Gene Ontology annotation, molecular function: ubiquitin protein ligase activity; chromatin binding. The coding region runs from base 19 to 486 and encodes 155 amino acids.